AUGGACAAACCGUCUCGAAAGCGGUCUCGAAACGGCUGCUUUACGUGCCGAAGGCGCAAGAAGAAAUGUGACGAGUCGCUGUAUCCUCAGUGUCGAAACUGCCACACUAAUGAGUUGCAGUGCACAUGGCCAGAGCAUGUUGUGAAGGCCAAAACGCUAAGAGGUUCAGAUCCUGAAAAUGUGAAGAUGAAACCAGAGGCUCCGGAAGCCCAACAAAGCAUUCUCCCUCAGCAGAGACUAGGGAGGACUAUAGAUCCAGCUACAUUGAUACUGAGCAGUCCCAACACAUAUACAGCGAAAGAAGGUCUUCGACGGCGCUCGGACCCACAUCUUCCCACUUUGGAAGAAAGCUAUACCAAUUAUUUCAGCCAAGUGCCAGAAUCUGGGGUACCACAAAUUUCGCAGCCAGUGCUCAGUGGAACGCCGCAGCAAGAAUAUCGCAUAAGUAAGCCCAAGAUAGAGGCGGAAAGAAAGAACGAGAAAAAAAGUAACUACUUCUUGCAAAGAAUCGCCAUGCAGCAGGAUUGCGUGGAGGAGGAGGACAAGGAGGAAGAGGAUGUGUAUGAGAAUGUGGACAAGGACCUUAUUCGGAACUUCAUAGCCCACCAGAUGGAUCUAGGAGAUACUUUCAAGCGAGCAUGA
Messenger RNA from Candidozyma duobushaemuli, 642 nucleotides. RefSeq names its product Zcf4p (gene ZCF4). Bases 1 to 642 code for a protein of 213 amino acids. Lineage: Eukaryota; Fungi; Ascomycota; Pichiomycetes; Serinales; Metschnikowiaceae. The record is from RefSeq and is a predicted model, not a curated record. Gene Ontology annotation, molecular function: transcription cis-regulatory region binding; zinc ion binding; DNA-binding transcription factor activity, RNA polymerase II-specific. The transcript has a single exon. Gene Ontology annotation, cellular component: nucleus. Gene Ontology annotation, biological process: positive regulation of transcription by RNA polymerase II.